This is a messenger RNA of Strigops habroptila (Kakapo), 1431 nucleotides long. RefSeq names its product T-cell activation Rho GTPase-activating protein-like. The transcript has 9 exons. The record is from RefSeq and is a predicted model, not a curated record. Gene Ontology annotation, biological process: regulation of Rho protein signal transduction; signal transduction. Gene Ontology annotation, molecular function: GTPase activator activity. Bases 1 to 1431 code for a protein of 476 amino acids. NCBI's taxonomy places the organism in Eukaryota, Metazoa, Chordata, Aves, Psittaciformes, Psittacidae.
AUGCACAGGCCACCAGAAGGAGUGCAGGGAGCCCGGGUCACCCAGCUGCCCUCCAUCAAGCUGGUGCUCAAGGAGCUGAGUGGCCGCAAUGCUGCAACGACACUGGACGCCGGCAGCCUGGAGAAGCUGCUCCAGCGCCAGGCUCAGGUCAGGGUCACUUGCGGUGCAAUCUCACCCAUCCCCACCUCUCACACACGGCCAGGGGCUGAUGCAGCUCGCCGGGGGCCCGUUCUGCUGCAGGGCUGCUUGGUGAGCGCAGCACAUUUCUUGCAGGCUGGUGCCAAGCAGCUGACACCUCCCGUCCCCUCCGGCAGUCGAGGCGGACGUGGCCACGUGGAUGCAGGUGGGACCCGCAGGAGCAGGAGGAGGCUGCCCUGGCCAUUCGCGUGGCCAAGGACCUCGGCUGCAGCAGAGGCGCCGGGGCCGUCGGGCUCUGCUGGCCAGGGGGCUCUCUUUGGCCGGGCUCUGGCAGCUCUCUGCAGCCAGGACGGCACGCUGCCCCAGCCCAUCCAGGACCUGCUGGCUCUGCUGAACGAGCACGGGCCAUCCACAGAGGGGAUCUUCCGUCUGGCAGCCGGCGAGCGCGCCUCCCGGGAGAUCAGGGAGGCCCUCGACAGUGGCGUGGAGGUCCAGCUCCAAAGCCAGCCUGUGCUGCUGCUGGCUGUCAUCUUCAAGGACCUCCUGCGGAAGAUCCCCUCCAAGCUCCUUGACGUCCAGCUGUACGAGGAGUGGAUGAGCGCCCUGCAGCAGACCAGCAGGCAGGAGAGGCUGGCAGCACUGAGAGAGGUGGCCAGCAAGUUACCCGAGGCCAACCUGCUCCUGCUCCGGCACUUGCUGUCCCUGCUCCAUAACAUCAGCGGGAACGUGGCCACCAGCAAGAUGACAGCCAGAAACCUGGCCAUCUGCCUGGGGCCAAACCUCCUCAGCCCCCCGCAGGAGCUGCCCCUGGAUGUCCUGGUGCAGGAGAUGGGGAAGGUGACGCAGCUCGUGGAGUUCCUCAUUGACCACCACGAGGAACUCCUUGGGGAGGAGGUGGCUGGGCUGGCCAGCAAGGGUGACGAGGAGCCACCAGCACCGCAGAUGGCACCAGAAACAGCAGAGGUGCCUCCUGUCGCUCUUGAAAGCAACCACCAGAACAGCUCUUCCGGGGAGAGAAGGUGCCCAUUUACUGCUUGGAUUCCCCGGAUGAGCUCUGCUGCCUGGGCUUCCAGUUCCACCCUGCGGCCCCAGCACCACCUCGGCGGCGGCGAGGGCAUCGUCACCGUGUCCUUCUGCUCUGGCCGGAAGGUUCCACCAGCUCGGCCCGGGGCCAGAGCAGCGCCCUCAGACCCAUCCCAGCCCUCGCAGGAGGCCUUGCGGGCUCACUCCUCAGCUCCGCCAGCAAAUGCCCACCCGCUGGCACAUCUCCCCAAGUGGGGAGCUGGCCUCUGA